This is a messenger RNA of Scomber japonicus (chub mackerel), 2236 nucleotides long. RefSeq names its product snail family zinc finger 1a (gene snai1a). Bases 162 to 941 code for a protein of 259 amino acids. Gene Ontology annotation, biological process: regulation of DNA-templated transcription. The record is from RefSeq and is a predicted model, not a curated record. Gene Ontology annotation, molecular function: RNA polymerase II cis-regulatory region sequence-specific DNA binding; DNA-binding transcription factor activity, RNA polymerase II-specific. Lineage: Eukaryota; Metazoa; Chordata; Actinopteri; Scombriformes; Scombridae. The transcript has 3 exons.
UGCUGAAGUCCACUCUAACUUGUGGACUACAGGAGGAUAUUUCUCUGUUUCUGCGGAUCCGAGGAUCAAGAUUUAUUUUACUGUUUUUUUUCUUCUUCUAAACUGUGCGUCGCGAUCACAGGAUACUUUUACGCACAGUUACUCAACGCUCAAAAAGGACAAUGCCUCGAUCCUUCUUGGUCAAAAAGUACUUCGCUAAACAAAAGCCAAACUACAGUGAACUGGAAUGUCAGAAUGACACUUCACUGGAAAGAUAUUCUCUUGCUGAGCUCACAUCAGGGGUCAACACCUCCACUGCCACCUGCUUCACAACAGGCCUGGUGUGGGACUUAAGUGUCCUGCCCGCCCUCUACCUGUCCACCUCCCAAACAGAGCCCUCUGCCACUCCAGGCCCCCUGGACCUCAGCUCCCCAUCCAGCCUCAGUAGCAGUGCCAGCAGUAGUGGAGAGGAGGAUGAAGGGCGCACAUCAGACCCCCCUAGCCCGGAACCUGUACACACGUAUGCCCCUCGUCAACGGAUGAAAUGCACUGGUGUUAUGGCCCACGUCAGUCCCCCAGAGGAAGAGGAGGAGAGGGAGGCCCCGGUCACAGCAGCCAGGCCAGCCUUCCUCUGCAAACACUGCCCCAAAGAGUACACCAGCCUGGGGGCUCUGAAGAUGCACAUCCGCUCACACACCCUGCCCUGUGUGUGUACCACAUGUGGAAAGGCUUUCUCCAGGCCGUGGCUGCUGCGCGGCCACAUCCGCACACACACAGGUGAGCGCCCAUUCUCCUGCCCCCACUGCAACCGGGCCUUCGCUGACCGCUCCAACCUGCGAGCUCAUCUGCAGACCCAUGCCGAGGUUAAGAAGUACCAGUGUGGCGUCUGCUCUCGCACCUUCAGCCGCAUGUCAUUGCUGCAGAAACACAGCUCCUCAGGGUGCUGCUCGGCCACGGUGUGAGACGCCACAGUGAGAGAGACAGAGGGACCCACUCAGAGCUCAGGGCAGUGGAGGGCUAGUGGCCACGGAGGGAGGGUCUACAUAAGCCCAGCUGGCCUGUUGAUGACCUGUAAGGCUACACAGAGCAUGAAAUGGCCCACUUUAAGAGACCUGGAGAGUAUCAAGCCUCAUUAUGGAUCUGAAUUUAAUACUUUUAGCCUCUCUGCUCUGUGAAAAAAACAACAGAGGAGCAGAUUGUUUUUUCUUUUUUUUAUUCUUGAGGCUGUUGGACCAAAUCUGAACUGAGCAAUGCUGACACUCACUUGAUAUCAGCCCCUUUGUUGCUAUUGUGCCCAUUCCAAAGCCAAAUAUGUAGUGAACUCAUUGGGGUAAGAGGUGUUCUUUCCUUUCUCUGUCCUGGUGCCGGCCAGCUCAGGAUCAUGGCCUAGACACAGCUGCUGAGAGGUAGGGGUGCGUGGGUGGAAUAAAUCUCUCAGCGUGCCUCAAAACACACUCUCACACACACUCAUACACACACUCAUACACACACACAAAAGCAAAUGCACACACAGCUGUCCCUGGUACUGUGGUGUAGAUAGACGAGGUGCUAACAGGUGCUACAGCCAUGACCUUCGCUGGUUGAUAGCAGGUGACUUCCACUGCCCUUGGUUUGCUUAAGAAAAAAGAGGAAGUAUGUCAUCGCAAAAGAAUGGCAUCAGUUAGUGUUUUUUCACCAGUGGGGAUCAUUUUAAGCCUCUAUUUUGACUACAUCCAAACCUUCUCUUUAAUCUGAUGAGUUUCAGAGAUAGGGAAAGCCGUUCUGUCUGUUAUUUUCCAAAGAAACUUCACUUUGCAGCACCACUGCAAGAUGGAUAACAAUGCAAGCCAUGCACUCAAGGUUACCACAGUGUUAAUAUUACCAGCCAAAGCCAUAUUUUGUAAGUGAAAUUAAUUUGUGACUUGAAAUUGUACCAAAAAUGUGCCUUUUUUACCUCAGUAUGUAUUUGUGGCUUUUUUUUAAAUCUAUGAUUGCAGUAUUAGUAGAAAUUAGAACCAAAUAGUUUGAAAUGCAAGAAGGCUGGGACCAAAGAUUUAAACGUUUACACCAUGGAGACAUGGUUGCCUAAUAUGUGAUCAGAACCCUGUAAAUGGACAGUACAAAGACGAAUUUUUAACUUUCCUAAACAUUUUAUGGCAGUGUUUUAUAGUGCAAUGUGCAAAUGAUGUGUUAUUUCAAUUUUGUACCAUGCUUGUGUGUUCACUCCUAUUUCUUGUCUGUCAUAACUGAUAAAUUUUCAUUCAAUAAAGUAAUUUAU